UAGUGACGUCUGCUCGUGAAUCAAUUGUUUCGUCUGCUAUAAGUUGUGCUGUAAAAGGAGUUUGUGCAAUAUUUUCAGAAUUCUGGAAUAAAAACCUGACUCUCUGCUGAAAGUUCAACGUUUUAGUUGAAAUUUAGAAACUUCCUUUGAAUACAGGCUGUACUUAAAAUUCGAAUACAGAACUUUUUCUUUUAAAACACUUUUAUUUGGAACCUCCAUAGAUAUUCUUGCCAGAUAUCAAAAGUGCUAAUUAACUGCUAAUAGAGUUUUAAGGGUGUAAAUUAUCAAAUUAUUUAAAGAAAAUGGAUGCGUUAUUUAUAUAUGUCUCCAACAAGCUAGAGGAAAUUAAAUAUGGACCUCAAGAUGGGAAAAGUAAAUUAAUUAAUCUUAAAGAAAUGAAAAGUUUUGCGUUCUGGAGAGCCGUUAUCGCCGAGUUCCUUGCCACUAUGUUAUUCGUCUUUUUGGGAGUUGCAUCAACCUUAGGUGGGAGCGGUGAAGCUAAAGAAGUUAAGAUUGGUUUGACGUUUGGUCUGGCUAUCAUGGCGAUGAUACAAGUGACCGGUCACGUGUCUGGUGCCCACAUCAACCCGGCUGUUACCAUAGCCAUGACUGUUGCAAUGAAGAUCAGUAUAAUGAAGGCUAUAUUAUACAUUGUAGCACAGUGCGCAGGUGGAGUUAUCGGCGCAUAUAUACUUAGAGGAUGUGUAGAUACAGUAUUCCACAGUAACCUCGGUGUAACCAAUAUAUCUAGUGUUGUAACACCUGCACAAGGUUUUGGUAUAGAACUACUCUUGACGUUUAUUCUGGUUAGUGUGAUAUUCGGGACUACAGACGGAAACAGACCUGCCUUUGGUAGUCCAGCUCUUCUUAUUGGUUUAACGGUUGCAUUGGGCCAUUUCUCGUGUAUUAAAUUAACCGGAAGUAGUAUGAAUCCAGCUCGAAGUUUAGGAUCAGCUGUAGCCUCAGAUUCCUUUGAAAAUCAUUGGAUAUAUUGGGUAGGACCAAUAGUGGGUGGUGUGUUAGCGGCUGUCGUAUACGUGCUUAUACUCAACCCAUAUAGAGGUGUUAAAUCUACAGAAGAAGCUUUACAGGAUAUGAUUCAAGAUGAAAACUUCAUUGUGAUACCACGUGACUAUUUUAAAGAUGGCAAGAUGAAACAGGCCCAGAACAUUUCAUCACACCUGUAAAUGGGGUUAUAAUAUACAUAUAUAUUAUGUAAUCGAGCUACAAACCAUGUGUCAGAUUUAAUUGUUUGUGCAAAUGGUACAAUGCGCUCUGUUUAAAUCAAGUAUUACUCAUUCAAAAAGCUUCCUACAAAAUAUUCACCUCAAAAUUUUCAUUUUUAAAACUUAUUUGGUGGAUUAUAUAUCAUUAAUAGUAUUAACAAAUUUAAUUUAAGCGUAAAAAAAUUAUGUUUUUUUUUUUCGCUCCAAUUUCUGGGCAAAAAUGCAUGACGUAAAAAAUUGGUUUGAUAAGAAUCAGUUUGUAUCGAACUAUUGGGCCAUUAACAGUUUCGAGCGGUAAGAAUAUACAUAUGGAUAUCAUUUGAUUUGUCUAGACAUAAUAAUGAGUUGGUAUUCAAUCCACCGGUCGACACAUUACCAAGAUACAGGCAUUUUUAGUUUAAAUAUAGGUGGUGCACAAUCUUCAUUGAUAUAAGCACUAAUAACAACACAAUCAAAAAUAUGCGACAUUGAAUUUAGCGCCAGGUGGAAAUAUUUCAACGAUUUUUAAAGUUUGGUUUGUUAGAUAAGUUUUAAUAAUAGUACAUUUAAUUAAGAUAUUUUUAUAAUGGAACUUUACAUCCAAAGCUUCAAGCAGUCUGGUAAUGUUGUUUUUAAUUGUAUUUAUACGUCAUAGCACCAAGUUUGGUGUUGUUAACAUGAACUACACUAAGACUCUACUAUAAAGCGAUUCGCUAUAAUGCGAGUUUCAAUAUAAGGCGCGAGUCAAUAGUCUCGAUUAACGUUACAGUGAAGCCAUUCAGUACAAUAUACGUCGUUUUAAUGAAGCUGCAUUGUAAUGUCUUUGAUGGGCAUUUAGAAGAUGAACAUAAAAACUUAUUACAUCAUACUUCCAUAUUUAUUUACUCAAAGUUUCAAAAACUUUAAACUCUUGAGUACCUCUGUCAGUACAUAUACUACUAUGUACCUAUUUGUUGAUGUACCAUUAUCUAAGUGGCAAUUUAAGAAUGACAAUAGAAUAGAUUAAGUAUAUACUGUUUAUGUAUUAAACUACUAACUGUUAACUGUUAUAAUUUCUAGUCCGUUUCCCUAUUUAAAAGCUUAUAAGAAAUAAGCCUUUGGUCCCUCUUUUCUUAAUGAAAUUAUUAGUGUAUUUGUUGCAAACUCAGUUUAGUUGCCGUGAAGCAUAUUUUUAAGCUUAUUCGGUUCAAUGCAAACAGUACCUUUAAGAUUUUAUCUAGUCUGUCAAAAACAUUUUUAAAUGUUUACAAUGAAAAGUAAACAAUGAAAUUUUGAAUUUUUUAGACAUGUCAUUGAGAAUUAUUUAUUUUAGAAACAUGAAUAGAAUUUGAUUUUGUUAACUUAACACAUAUUUUAUUCAAGGCCAUUACGUUCACAACUUGAUAACCCAAGCAUAUUUAAAGUCUGCAUGUACUUUAAAAAAUAUACGCCUCCACUAGAAUGUACCUAGUUUGAAUCCUGGUGUGGGACGAAAAUGUUUUACAAGCCCGGUUUUCAUUUGUCAGGGGUAGCGUAUGAGUUGCUGACAAGGAAAUGUUUGCAUGGUGCUCGGAAGAGACAAAAAACGACGUCCACAUUGGUGUGUAAA
Patella vulgata (common limpet) is the source of this 2793-nucleotide messenger RNA. RefSeq names its product aquaporin AQPAe.a-like. Lineage: Eukaryota; Metazoa; Mollusca; Gastropoda; Patellidae. Gene Ontology annotation, cellular component: plasma membrane. The coding region runs from base 303 to 1187 and encodes 294 amino acids. The transcript is spliced from 6 exons. The record is from RefSeq and is a predicted model, not a curated record. Gene Ontology annotation, biological process: transmembrane transport. Gene Ontology annotation, molecular function: water channel activity.